CUUCCUGACGUCAGAACUCGUCUCGUCCCCUGAGAUGAGUUUAGUUUUAAAAACAAGAAGCCGGCCAUCGUUCACUUGUCGCGAUUGUGUUUUGUGGGGUAUAAAAAAAAAAUUUGAACUUUUUGUUCCGAAUGCUAUUCUUCAUUAUCUCAACAAGUGAAAUAUAAACUAUUUUUGUGAUUAAAAGAGAAACAAGUUACAUUUUCAAUAUACAUAUAUACGUGCACGCGGUGUGUUUUGUUCCGUGCGUAAAAAAUGGACGCCCUGCGUGAGCAGGUGAUGAUCAAUCAAUUCAUGCUGGCAGCAGGCUGUGCUCGUGAACAAGCUAAACAAUUAUUGCAAGCAGCUCAUUGGCAAUUUGAGACUGCACUUAGUAUAUUUUUUCAAGAGGCUGCGAUACCUUCUUGUGCCCAGGGGCCAGGUACACAUUUUGGACAGAUUACGCCCUGUAAUACUCCAGCAACGCCUCCAAAUUUUCCUGACGCAUUAUUAGCGUUCUCCAAAAUGUCCGCGGGAGAAAAAACGCCCUCGGGAAUGUCACCAAGUCAAAAUGGACACAUGUCACAGCAACAGCAACAACAGACAGCACAGCAUCAUGCAGGUCGAUGUAGUAUUUCCGGUGGUACACAACAAAAAACUCAAACUCAACAACAAUUUGGUCUUGGCGAACCGCAAAGAUAAAGAAUAUUAUAAAUUUUGCCUUUGCACUAUGUGUUUCAUCGAUCGCAGAAAAAUAAUAAUUAUAAAAAAAGAAAAAACAAAAAAAAAACUUAUUGCAAUGGCGCGUUCUAGUAGAAACAAAAAAGGAUGAAGCAUCGAUGGACCGUAAAAUGUUGACAAUAUUCAAAGUUACAAAAAAAAAAAGCCUAAUUCUAAUCAGAAUUAAAGGCACAGAAAAAAGAAGAAUGAAAAAAAAAUAUGAGCUUAAUGAAUUUUGUUUCUCCAUCCAAUAUAAAAAAAAAAGAAUCAGAUGCUUCUCUGGACGAAAAUACGAGACAAAAUCUAAUUAUUUUACACUCUCGCAGUGAUAAGUCUUUAAAAAAAAAAAAAAGAUAAGAUUGAUUUCAUAGGACAAGAAAAAAUUAGUUCUUUAUCACACACACAAAAAAAAAAAAAGACAAUGAUAUUGUUAACAAAUUAAAUAAUAGUACGACGCGUCCAGUCAUUUUUUGUACCAAUUAUAAAUCACUGCUUCAUCAUGUAUUCGUUGUUUCAUAGAAAACUUGCCGUGUUGUUUAUUUUCUGGGCUGAGACAAAAUAGCCAACAAUGAAUAUCUCCACGAUGACAAGAAUAAUAGUGGUGUGCAUGUGUGUGAAAGAAAGAGAGAGAAAGAACGAAAGAGAGUGAAUGAGUUAGAAAAAGAAAGAAGUUCCAUGUUUUCGCCGAAUUGCGAAAUUUUUAAGGUCGGAGAGAGGCUCAUCGAGGACUUUGUCGAACCUACCGCUAAACAUUUUAUCGACUGAAUCUCGACAAAGUUAGGUAGGGAAAUAUACUGGUCCUUGUUCACGAGUUGGGCUGUGUUAAAACAAAAAAAAAAAAAAACAAAAAAAGAAAAUUAUUUGCACUGGAGAAAAUAAAGAGCGACAAAUUUCGCUUUAAUGUGUCAUAUGUUACAUGAUUAUUACAUAAUGUACGAAAUAUAAUUGACUGCAAAAUGGUCUCCAAAAAAAAAAUAAAAAAAAAUCAUGGUAUUGAGAAUUAAAAAAAAAAUCCAAGGAGCAUUUAAGACUUCAUAAGAGGAAAAAAUAACAAAAAAAAAAUCCAAAUAUAUACAAUUCUUAAAAAAAAAACUAAUGACCAUUAAAAUACAAUAUAUUUCUAUCUGCUUCUAUCUAUUUUACGAAUCGAUAUUUAAAAUGAGGAAAUGUCCGUGUCUUUGUAGAAAUUCUAUCUAUCUAUCAAAUUUAGACGGACUUUUUUUUAUUUUUCUUCCUUUCGAUAUCGUAUUAAGCUCUUGGCAUUCUCGGACAAUAAUCCUUGAAUAUCCUGUUUUCCUUCGUAAAUAUUAUCUCUGUACACUUAUUAUAGAAUAGCGAUAACAAAAAAAAAAAAAAAAAUGUUUAUCUCUUUGUAAUAUAACGAAGAGUAUUAUUUUGUCAUUCACCGUAGGUGAAAUAAACUAAAUAGCGACUUUUGACGUCUUUCUUAUAUGUGUAUUGGAUUAUGGAAGAUUUUAUGAAAGAACUUUAUAUUUCUUUCUUCUUUUUUUUUUUUUUUUUUUUUUUUUUUUUUUUUUUGAAAAAAAUGUGUACAGAAUUUAAAAUUUAUUUACAAUCGUCGAACGAUUAUUAUGGAAUAACAACUUUUCCUCUCACGAUACGUAUUUUAAAUGUUCUGAGCGGUCCCUCGUGCUUAUGAAUUUAGAUUAUUAUUAUACGAUUAUGUUAUUAUUAUUAUUAUUAUUAUUACUAUUGUUUAUUUGUCUAUUAUUAUAAAUAAUGUUCAUGUACAUACUUUAUGAAAACAAAAAAAAAAAAAUAUUAUCUAAAUAAAAAUCAUUAUAAUGGUGCUUUCAUAGACAA
This is a messenger RNA of Leptopilina boulardi, 2523 nucleotides long. RefSeq names its product UBA-like domain-containing protein 2. The coding region runs from base 256 to 681 and encodes 141 amino acids. Gene Ontology annotation, molecular function: protein binding. NCBI's taxonomy places the organism in Eukaryota, Metazoa, Arthropoda, Insecta, Hymenoptera, Figitidae. The record is from RefSeq and is a predicted model, not a curated record. The transcript has 4 exons.